Colletotrichum navitas is the source of this 638-nucleotide messenger RNA. RefSeq lists its product as uncharacterized. NCBI's taxonomy places the organism in Eukaryota, Fungi, Ascomycota, Sordariomycetes, Glomerellales, Glomerellaceae. The record is from RefSeq and is a predicted model, not a curated record. The transcript has a single exon. Bases 125 to 481 code for a protein of 118 amino acids.
CCGUGAACAAUAGGUGUCUGUCUGCAUUGCUAGAUGGGUGCAAGCCUGGAGGUUUGUUACCAGCUGCCAAGGGAAGUUUCAACCUUUUCUGCCGGAACGUGGAAAGCAUAAUCCUCAUUCCGGAAUGUCUUCAUUGGUACUGAUAAGGUUGCUUUCGAAUUCCUCCGCAGUUGCAUCAACUUCUUCUUCUUCUUCUCCUCUUCUCAUUCUUCCGUUUACUGAAUAUACCCGUGUCAAAGCCGCCCAGGGGUUUGACCUCUGCCAUACCAACCACCACUGUGAGACCAUUCUUAACCUUGCAGCUGUUGUGCAUUUGGCCUGGCCUGUUCCAUUGCUACUACGGUCGAAGACGACUGAAGGCUGCAUAUCGCUAGUAGUAGAUGUGUCGCGAUGUCCCAGGUCGACUCUUGCGGCCAUGCAGGAAUGCAGACUACGAGUCCCGACCUCAGGACACAGAGCACCAAGGGAAGCAAGGUAUUGACGAGCGUGAUCAAGAUUCAGUCAAUGACGAGGCGUGGAAGAAUCACAAUAACCGGCAUCGUUACAUUUUUCCUUCCGAUGCUUGCGAUCAAGAAGUAUGUCACUAGAUAGGAAGGGAGUGAGUUGCGUGGAUAAAGAUAAGAGAAAAGACCGGGUAU